UGCGAGUGGCUGGCGGUCUCCUAGAGACUAGAGCGGCAGGGAUCAGGAGCCGCGGAAACUGGAGAGGUGGCACCCCAGCGAGGGCCACCAUGGGGGACCAGAGGCCGCAGGACCGGCCGAAGUCCCCGGGCAUGGACUUCAAGCCCUGGUACUGUGACAAACCGCCUUCCAAGUGCAUCGCGAAGCGCAAGUACAGGCGCCUGAGGUUCCCGCCCAUGGACACCCAGAACUGGGUAUUCGUGACUGAGGGCAUGGACGACUUCCGCUACGGCUGUCCGUCUCCUGAAGAUACACUCAUUUGUCGCCGUGACGAGUUUUUACUCCCCAAAAUCUGUCGCAGAGGUCCCCAAACUGACCCCAAAAGCGGGCAGAAAAAGUUGCUCAAGAAAGCGGCCCUAUUUUCUAAGCUCUCUCCAGCCCAGCUAGCACGGAAGACGUUCGUAGAGGAAGUGGAAGCCCAGCUGACGGCCAAGCAUCCCUUGGCCAUGUACCCCAGUCUGGGAGAAGAUAUGCCUCCAGAUCUCCUACUACAGGUGCUGAAACUGCUGGAUCCUGAGAGGAAGCUGGAGGAUGUUUGGGCUCGUUGUGAGGCCCGGGAGAAAACAACAGAGGUACCCACAGAGUCUGGUAAAUACCCCUGUGGGGAACUCUGCUCAAAGCUUCCCGAGACUCCGGUGUCCCAUCUCCGCCCGGAGCCUCCCAAGACUCCGGUGUCCAGUCUCCACCCGGAGCCUCCCGAGUCUGGAGUGUCCCAUCCCCGCCCGGAGCCUCCCAAGACUCCGGUGUCCAGUCUCCGCCCAGAGCCUCCCGAGACUGGAGUGUCCCAUCUCGGCCCGGAACAUCCCAACACUCGUCGGGUGUCCAGUCUCCUACGACAGCUACUGAAACUGGAUUCUGAGAGGAAGCUGGAAGACGCACGGGCUCGUUGUGAGGGCCGGGAGAAGACAACCAACGAACACACAGAGCCUCGUAAAUACCCUUGUGGGGAAUUCUGCCCGCGGCCUUUCGAGACUCCGUUGUCCAGUCUCCGCUCAGACCCUCCCGAGACUGGAGGGUCCCGUCUCCGCCCAGAGCCUCCCAAGACUAGGGUGUCCAGUCUUCCCCUGAAGCCUUCCGACACUAGAGUGUCCCAUCUCCACCAGGAGCCUCCCAAGACUCCGGAGUCCAGUCUCCAGCCAGAGCCUCCUGAGACUGGAGUGUCCCAUCUCUACCAAGAGCCUCUCAAGACUCGUCGGGUGUCCAUUCUCUGCCGUGAGCCUCCAGAGACUGGAGUGUCCCACCUCUGCCCGGAGCCUCCCGACACUCGCGUAUCUCAUCUCCGCCCAGAGCCUCUGGAGACUGGAGUGUCCCAUCUCCGCCUAGAGCCUCCCAAGACUCGUCGGGGGUCCAGUCUCCACUCGGACCCUUCUGAGACUGGAGCGUCUCAUCUCCGCCUAGCGCCUCCCAAGACUCGUCGGGGGUCCAGUCUCCACUCGGAGCCUUCCGAGACUGGAGGGUCCCAUCUCCGCCCGGAGCCUCCCAAGACUGAAGUGUCUCAUCUCCAGUCAGUGCCUCCCAAGGCUGGAGCGUCCCAUCUCCGCCCAGAACCUCCCGACACUAGUCGGGUGUCCAAUCUCCUACUAUACAUGCUGAAAGUGCUGGAUUCUGGGAGGACGCUGAAGGACGUAUGGGCUCGUUGUGAGGCCCGGGUGAAGAAAACCGAGGAACCCACCGAGCCUGAUAAAUUCCCUUGUGGGGAACCCUGCUUGCAGCCUCCGGAGACUCAGGUGUCCCAUCUCCACCCGGAACCUCCCAAGACACGUCGGGCGUCCAGUCUCCACCCGCAGCCUCCCAAGACUCGUCGGGCGUCCAGUCUCCGCUCGGAUCCUCCCAAGACUCGUCGGAGGUCCAGUCUCCGUCCAGAGCCUCCCAAGACUCGUAGGGUGUCCAGUCUCCGCCCGGAGCCUCCCAAGACUCGUCGGGUGUCCAGUCUCCGCCCGGAGCUUCCCAAGACUCGUCGGGUGUCCAGUCUCCGCGCGGAGCCUCCCAAAGCUCCAGUGUCCCAUCAGUUCUCAGAGUCUCCCAAGAUUCGAGCGUCCUACAUAAAAGAACUGUUUCACGAAGAUACACCAAGCACAACAGAGUGCGUUUCUGACUCUCUUCAAUAUAGAUACACAUCAGAAAAACUUCGUGAAUUCUUCAAGUGGGCUGCAGACCUGGGAGCUGAUGAAGAAUCCAUCAGGAAUCUGUUUGACUUUACCCCCAAGUACAGAACAACCUAUUACGACCAAAAGCUUAAGAAGGUAAAAGAGUGUUCCUCAGAGCUGAAGUACAGCAUGGAGCUAGAUGAAAAGGAUGAGGCUAAAUUCUUCUCACAGGAAAAAUACUGGGGCAGGAAAUUCCACACGCCAUCGAAUUCUUAUACCGCACAGCGUGUGAAGAUGAAGUAUGGAGCAUGGUACCUCAAGCCUAAGUUGUGGAAAAAGCUAAGAAGUGAUGAACCUUUGAUUGACCCCAAGCUCUUGCUUGAAAAGCCUGAUGAACCUGACGUUCUUGACGAACUUUAUGGACCAAUUGCCUUUAAGGAUUUCAUUCUAAGCAAGGGCUACGAAAUGCCUGGCAUCCUUGAAAGACUGUUUGCCAGGAAGGGAUGGACUUAUGACUCUGUUAAGACUCCCAUUCAACGUGCAAUACGAUUUUACAAGUACAAAGAAAACGCAGACGCAUCGGAAGAAGAUUAGGUGGUUUUCAAUUUACUACUUAAUUGGGUAUUUCUUGCUCUCAUUUUAAACAUCAAUCAGAAUUUAUGAUGACUGGCCCCGUGGAUGUACAACUUUGGCAACAUCUGUAACUUCAAUACAUAAUGUUUAUAAAUAUUUCUUAAUGA
This is a messenger RNA of Macaca mulatta (Rhesus monkey), 2866 nucleotides long. Lineage: Eukaryota; Metazoa; Chordata; Mammalia; Primates; Cercopithecidae. The record is from RefSeq and is a predicted model, not a curated record.